Messenger RNA from Saccharomyces cerevisiae S288C, 2298 nucleotides. It is a transcript of the gene BCH2, whose product is annotated as Bch2p. The coding region runs from base 1 to 2298 and encodes 765 amino acids. Lineage: Eukaryota; Fungi; Ascomycota; Saccharomycetes; Saccharomycetales; Saccharomycetaceae. The record is from RefSeq and is marked reviewed. Gene Ontology annotation, cellular component: Golgi apparatus; exomer complex. Gene Ontology annotation, biological process: Golgi to plasma membrane transport. The transcript has a single exon.
AUGAGUUUUUUAUGGGGGUCUACAAAGUCCAAGAAAGGCAAGAAUAAAAAGGCUGCAGGUUCUCUUCCGUCAGGUGUUGUUCCACAGCAACGUGUGAAACCAACACGUAAAAACGUUCCUAUAGAUUAUCCAAGAACUUUGGAAAAAGUACAUGGUGAAAGUUUAAUCUUUAGGACGUCCCUUUUAAGUGAAUUGGUGAGCACUGGUAAAUCUGGUAUUGGUCCUCCAGACUUGAUUCAUUGUACAGAGUUAGAUAAAUUUCACGAUGAGAAAAUAGGUGAAUUCUUUUACAUCACGGGGAUCGACGCCUCGAGCGUCUCUAUGCCAAUUGCAUUUUUGAAGCUGAUAAAAUGGAAUGAUGGUAAGAAACUAAAAUCAGCAUCUUUGAAGAACGACGACAUCACAACCUACUGCACUUUCAAUAUCUUUCAAAAAUUGGACAUUAGAUUAAGAUAUGAAUCUGAAGAUGUUUAUCAAGUUAAUAUCGUUGACUGUUUAAAUGGCAACAAUGAAAUACCGUUGAGUGAUCUUAUUUGGGAAGAAACUUUCGUUAGCUGUUGCAUAAGAAGCGUAAUUAUUAAUUCAGAUUUUGAAAGAAAAAUACCUGGGCUAGUGGAAUUACCAUUUGUUUUUGAGAACAGAUGCGCGAGUGAUUAUAAAAGGGUGAUAGAUUCGUUAUGCAAAUUUUUGCCAAGAUUUUUAGAAUGUGGUUGGGAUUCUACAAAGAGCGUCUAUGCAACGAUACUGAAUAACUACCUAACUGAAUCAUUAUUAGUAUUUCUGUCUAUAACUCCAGAAUUCAUAACAGACUAUGCGAUCCAGGUUUUAGACAACUUGAUGACGAAUGACCCGUCAAAUUCUAGAUAUUACGCUAUUGUAAUUAUUUCUAUCAUGGAGCGAAGUAAUGACCGCGAUGUAGAAAUGAUCAAACGGAUACACGAGAUAUUAGACCUAUUACUACCCGUACUGUAUGGAUUGCCAUCCGAUGAACCUUACAUUUCUGAUUUGAUCAAUUGCAUCACCGAUGUAUUAAGCAUCCAAGCAAGGUUUCUAUUGAACAAUAACGACUAUGAACUUUCUUUAUCCAUUUCCACAUUGGCCACGAAUUUAUCUUCUGAUAAUUUUGAAUCUUGGUAUCUGUUAUCUAAAGGCUAUAUUUUUUCACAACAGUAUGAUAAGGCACUGCUCUCAAUCAAUUCGAUGCCCUGUUUAGCGGAAUAUGAUAUCGUUAAACAAGCCCAGAUUAACGCUUUUAAGUUUUAUAUGAACUACUACAAGGCACCACUAUGUCAUAGCAGAGAACACUGUACCAUGACAUCACACGAGUUAAAUCACCUCAUGAAUAUUAUGCAUUAUGAAAAUGAGUUGGAGUUGAAGACAAUAAUAUUUGGACGCACUGUAAUGCCCAAUGAAUCUAAGUAUGGAUGUAUUGAAGAGAUAUGGAAUAAAUCCUGUCUUGAAUUAGGACCUAUUUGUGGACCACAGAGUGACAAUCUCAUAAACUUUGUAUCUCAGCAGGAGGUAAAUACAGUAGGAGAUAUGCUGUUACUAAAACGAAGCAAAGAAACCAGACAAGAGAGUUGGUUUAUAAAGCAAGUACGUCUUCUGUUGAUGGAAUUAGUCGCUAGAAUCGGCUGGAACGCCUUACUUCAGCUAAGAUCUGACGUUUUCGUUAUGGAGAGUAAAUUCAAAAUGAUAGAAUCUUCGGACAAGCUGUCCACAGAAUUACGCCAGAAGAGGCUCUGUCAGAGAUGGUUUGAUGCUAUGUUUCUGGACGUUUACGAAGAUUUAAGUAUUAGCACUUCAUCUCAAGAAAAUAAGGCUACGGCGAAAUACAGCGGGUUGGAAUGGGAACUACUUGGCUUAACUCUGCUUCGAGUGAGUGACUUACCCGAUGCAGUAGCGUGUCUACGAACUAGUAUUUUGGCAAGGUUUGACCCUAUUAGUUGUCACCAUCUGUUGAACUUUUAUUUAACCAUGGAUUUUAAUGAUGAGUUUAUGAGAAGGUUUGACGUCGAUAUCAUUUUAGAUCUAUUAGUGAAAUUGAUCUCCUUUCGGAUACGAUUCUAUGAUAGAUUUCAGAUAUUUUCCCUUCAAGUACUAAGGAAACUAGAGGGACAGCUGGGCUCCGAAAUUAUUAAGAAUAAAAUAAUUAAUUCUCCUUACGGGCAAGCUGGCAUCACUUCGGUGAUAGAUUAUAUGCUUGAAUGCCUCUCUAAAAAUAGGAAUGAAGCCUGCCUAGCCUAUGAACGCCCUCUUCCAGAUCUUCCUUCCACUAUCAAACCUCUGGCAGACUAA